Molecule: messenger RNA, 891 nt
Organism: Lactuca saligna
Lineage: Eukaryota; Viridiplantae; Streptophyta; Magnoliopsida; Asterales; Asteraceae
Source: the annotation of a GenBank genome assembly
AUGUUACUUACUAGGAAACAAUUUAAAAUUCUUAACCAAAAGCUUAAUUCCCUUUUGCAAAUUCAAGCUGGUGGCGGGAAUAAACAUUCGGUGUCAAGUCUCGAAGUUGAUAUUAUUCUUAAGUGUCAAAAACACAGACUUCAUGAAGCUAUUUCUGAUGUUGAUCGUAAUACCGAGAAAAGGGUAAAGGCACAAUCAUUGAAUUUUACUUAUGAUUUAAUAGAAUUAAAGGUUGUGGCAAAGGGGAGACAUUUCUUGUUUAUUCAAGAUGUGAAGAAAGUUCGUGAAGAUGUCAAUUUCAAACUUCAAGAACUCAGGGAAGAUAUGGGAAAAGAGAUUGAUGUUUUACAACAAGAUUAUUCAUCUCUUCAUCAGAAAGUGGAUAUCAUUACAGAUAUUGUUACCAUGUUUUCCAAGUUGUAUGAAGCUCUUGGUCCGAGGGUUGAGCAUAUGGCUGUUGAUGACGUUCAAAGUUUUUUGAGUAUUAAUCAAUUGUUGGUGUUGUUGAAGGAUUUGGUGCUCAAGACAAGUAUGGUUUCAUCUUUGUUAAUAACUCCUAUGCUUCUUUCCCAAAAGUUUUCUUUGCUUGAAUCAACUCUUAAAAAGGAGUUAGCCCCUCUAUUGAAGUUGUUGAAUAUUAUGCCAACAGAUGGCCGACCUGUUUGUACAGCGGUGCAAGGGGUAGAGAAGAUAGACGUUGGCAGGGGAUCUGUGUUUGGAACUGGUGGCAGCUCUUCAAAGAAAAAUGAUGAAGAUACGAAGGUAGUGGGAAAAUUUUCUUCAACUGAAAUUCCUAUUUCGUUGGUAACUGGUUCAAAAAUUUUGACUUCCACAACAAUGACAACCAGGCCUAUAACAAAAGGAAUCGUUAUUUGUGGUUUUGCUGCUUGA